Molecule: messenger RNA, 1053 nt
Organism: Prosopis cineraria
Lineage: Eukaryota; Viridiplantae; Streptophyta; Magnoliopsida; Fabales; Fabaceae
Product: cyclin-dependent kinase inhibitor 7-like
Exons: 5
Coding region: 117-749 (210 amino acids)
Biological process (GO): negative regulation of cyclin-dependent protein serine/threonine kinase activity
Cellular component (GO): nucleus
Molecular function (GO): cyclin-dependent protein serine/threonine kinase inhibitor activity
Source: RefSeq, a predicted model, not a curated record
UCUUCGUGUCACUUACACGCGCCCACAAAUAUACGCCUUCUCUCUCCCUCCCUCUCUCUCUCUCUCUCAGUGACAAAAUCAGAAGACCCCACUGCACCUGAAUCUUGAAGGAAGAGAUGGUGAGCAAGUGCAGGAGAAUUGCAGAGGUUGUUGCAGUAAUGGAAAUGGCUCAGGUUGGAGUCACGACAAGAGCUCGAGCAGCGUUGGCCAUGGGAAUAGCUGCUGCCACGACUUCAGCCGAAAGAAAACCCAAGAGAAGGAGGAUCAACAACGAAGAACACAAAUUCUCAGCAUCUUCAUCGCUCGUUCAGCUUACGGGAAGAAGUCGCCCUGAUGUCAUUCAACCGAAAGCCGAGGAGCGAUGCUCCAGUCCUACCUCCGGUGAACUCCCCUCAUCAUGUUGUUCGAGCAAUGGAUCCAUCGGACUUGAUGAAGAAAGAAUCGAAUUCGUAGAUCUGGAGGUAGAUAGCGCGCAAGUUGAAUCAUCGACGUGUAAUUACGGUGACGAAAGAGAGAUGAGCCUAUCCAGCGAGCUCAGCGGACCAAAUUCAGAAGACGUGAAGCCACCGGAGACCAACGCUCGUCGUAUAUCAACAGUGCAAAAGAUGCCGACGGAGUUGGAGCUCGAAGAAUUCUUCGCUGCAGCGGAGAAUGACAUUCACAAAAGCUUUGCAGAGAAAUAUAAUUACGACAUUGUGAAGGACGUGCCGUUGGAAGGACGUUACGAGUGGGUUCAAAUAAAGCCAUGAAGGUGUGAACCCCUCUUCUCCAAAGCCAAGGUUCAAGAAUUAAAGAAGAUAACGACCUAAACUAGUCCUUCCUGUCUCUAGAAGAUUAUUAUGCGCUUAGCUAAGGUCGUUCUAGUUCUACUUCUGCCAUGACUGUACUUGGGUACAGGCAGCCAGUGACUGUAUCUUCUUUUUCGUCUUCUGCUUUCCCCCCCGUUUUUUUUUUUUUUUUGGGUUUAGGUUUUUACCCCAUGACGCUAAAUUCCUUCAUCUUUCUUGUCUUUUUCUUUCCUUUAAAUUCUGCAAUGACUUUUCCUUCUUUUAA